Molecule: messenger RNA, 1658 nt
Organism: Cololabis saira (Pacific saury)
Lineage: Eukaryota; Metazoa; Chordata; Actinopteri; Beloniformes; Belonidae
Product: zinc finger protein 501-like
Exons: 2
Coding region: 74-1420 (448 amino acids)
Biological process (GO): regulation of transcription by RNA polymerase II
Molecular function (GO): DNA-binding transcription factor activity, RNA polymerase II-specific; RNA polymerase II cis-regulatory region sequence-specific DNA binding
Source: RefSeq, a predicted model, not a curated record
UACAGCGGAAAUGUGCAGACGCUUUUAGACUGAAGCACAGAAAACGAGAAACAAACAGAACUAGGACCAGGAGAUGGACCGGGAUCAGAACCAGGACCAGGAUCAGAUCCAGGGUCGGGACCAGAUCCAGGAUCAGAUCCAGGAUCAGAUCCAGGAUCAGAUCCAGGACCGGGAUCAGAACCAGGACCAGGAGUCCAGCAGGACCAAAGCGGACUCUUCCUCCGCUGGUCUGCAGAAACAUAAAGCCAAAGAGAGAAAAAAUAGGAGGGAUAAAGUCCUCACCACUCUACCAGGUCUGAAGGUCCGAAAGAGGAUUCAUACUGAAGAGAAACUGUACAACUGUGAACAGUGUGGGCGAGCUUUUACCCGACAAGAUCAUCUAAGGAGUCAUCAGCGUAUCCACACUGGAGAAAAGCCAUACAAAUGUGAUCAGUGUGGGGCAGCUUUUACCGAACAAGGUCAUCUAAGGAGUCAUCGGCGUAUCUACACUGGAGAAAAGCCAUACAAAUGUGAUCAGUGUGGGGCAGCUUUUACCGAACAAGGUCACCUAAGGCGUCAUCAGCGUAUUCACACUGGGGAUAAACCUUACAAAUGUGAUCAGUGUGGGGCAGCUUUUACCAGGUCAGGUAAUCUAAGGAGUCAUCAGCGUAUUCACACUGGAGAAAAGCCGUACAAAUGUGAUCAGUGUGGGGCAGCUUUUACCAGGUCAGGUAGUCUAAGGAGUCAUCAGCGUAUUCACAAUGGGGAUAAGCCUUAUAGAUGUGAUCAGUGUGGGGCAGCCUUUACCAUGUCAGGUAAUCUAAGGAGUCAUCAGCGUAUUCACACUGGAGAAAAGCCGUACAAAUGUGAUCAGUGUGGGGCAGCUUUUACCGAACAAGGUCAUCUAAGGUGUCAUCAGCGUAUUCACACUGGAUUUAAGCCUUACAGAUGUGAUCAGUGUGGGGCAGCUUUUACCCAACAAGAUAAUCUAAGGUGUCAUCAGCGUGUUCACACUGGAUUUAAGCCUUACAGAUGUGAUCAGUGUGGGGCAGCUUUUACCCGACAAGGUGAUCUAAGGCGUCAUCAGCGUAUUCACACUGGAGAUAAGCCUUACAGAUGUCAUCAGUGUGGGGCAGCUUUUACCCAACAAUGUGAUCUAAGGAGUCAUCAGCGUAUUCACACUGGAGAGAAGCCUUACAGAUGUGAUCAGUGUGGGGCAGCUUUUACCAUGUCAUGUAAUCUAAAGCGUCAUCAGCGUAUUCACACUGGAGAUAAGCCUUACAGCUGUGAUCAGUGUGGGGCAGCUUUUACCGAACAAGGUCACCUAAGGUGUCAUCAGCGUAUUCACACUGGAUUUAAGCCUUACAGAUGUGAUCAGUGUGGGGCAGCUUUUACCCAACAAGUUAAUCUAAGGAGUCAUCAGCGUAUUCACACUGGAUAAGAAAUUGUCUGUUAUCAGUGUGGUGCAGCUUUUACUCAGAGAGCUCAGUUAAAGGUACCAAUUUAGACAUCAUGUUCUGAGAAAAAAAGAAAUCCGGAGUUUUGUUUUCAGUUUCAACUGAAAAAUGUGUUUAUCUUACCGUAUUUUCACGAUCAUAAGGCGCAUAUUCUUCUUUUAUAGUCUUUUUUUUUUCUUUAUAAAAUGUAUGGCGCGCCCAAUGUGUGUUGUUAUUGUAAGG